Molecule: messenger RNA, 3036 nt
Organism: Durusdinium trenchii
Lineage: Eukaryota; Dinophyceae; Suessiales; Symbiodiniaceae
Source: the annotation of a GenBank genome assembly
UUCGGAGUUUCCUUCCCUAAACAGGCCUCAAAACCCAGCUGCCCAACAGCCAUGGAGCGUGCGAAGACCCACAUGGAGCGUGCGAAGACCCACAGCGAAAGUGCUCCUCGGGUCGAAGACCUGGUGGUUGCUGUGCGCGGGCGCUCCCUUGCAGGGACCAAGGAAUUCUUUUCGGAGGAGAGCUAUGAGUCCGACAGAGGCCGAUCCAAGGCAGCGACCACAAGAAGAUUUGGGAUCCAUAGACUGAUCAUGUAUCCGGACAACAACUUCCGGCGCAUUUGGACUGCUUUGGUGGUCGGUUUGCUGAUGUACACCGGCACCAUUUUCAUUUAUCGCUUGAUUUUCGUGCGCUUCUACGUCCCUCGAGAGCUUGAGGUACCAAAGUUUUGGACAGCCUUUGACAGCAUCGUGGACGUGAUGUUCGUGGUGGAUUUACUGAUCCAGUUUUUGUUCACGUACACUAGCGAGAAAGGGACAGAGGUGGCGGUGCCAAGGAAGAUCGCAGUGAGAUACCUGUCCGGCUGGUUUUGGGUGAAUGCGAUUUCGUGCAUACCAGAGGAGGUCGCCAGCCUUGUCUAUGCCUCGAUGGUGGGUGAUGCCACGGAGAGCUCCCCGACCGGCGGGCACAGGUCGCUGAGGCUGGUGCGGAUGCAGAGGAUGACCAAGAUCGUCCGCAUGUUGAGACUGGUGAAACUGACCCAGUUGACAGAGCGGCUCAACCUGGACACAUACAUCCAGAGAUACAAGGUUGUUGCUGUCUUGAACACUCUCUUCGGACUUGUUUGGGCAGUACAUGUGAUGGCCUGUGGCUGGUAUCUUUGUGCAGCUCUUCAUGCGGAUCCGCUCGAAACCUGGUUAGCCCGUCGUCAUGUUGGCGUCGACCAGGAGAUGCUGCUGAACUUUCCACCCCUCGACCAAUGGGCUCAUUCCAUGUACUUUGUCUUUGCAGUCUUCACCACAGUUGGCUUUGGUGACAUCUCUGCCUUCACCACCGGUGAGAUCAUUUAUUGCACUCUGACCAUGAUGGUGGGUGCCAUCGUCCACAGUUUGAUUGUUGGCCAAGUCAUUAGCGAGGUCACGAGUGACAACACCGUGAAUGCGUUUCUCAAGAACAAGCUGAAGCUAGCCAAAGAGUUUGCAGCUCACGCGAAUCUAGAUGCAGCCGGGUCAAAAGCGCUAUCCUUGUGGCUGGAGACAAACGCCCGAGAUUUGAUGACGGAGCAAUUUAAACUGGAUGAGAUGCACCAGCUGGUUGCGAAUGAUAUGCCCUUAUCCUUGAUGAAGGAGCUCCAUGGCCGUCUCUUCAAGGGGCAGCUGGUACGGAAUGGGUUUCUACGGGUGCCCUUUGUGGUGACUACCCCGCCACGAUUGCCGUUGCUCUUGUCACUGGCGUUGACGCCUAAGUUCUACGAAAAUGGCCACCUUUUGUACCACGCAGGCGAUUCUGCCUUCCACAUGUUCCUAGUCCUCAGUGGCACCUUUGCGUUUGUGGCUAGACCAGAGCGACCGAGCAAGAGCCCUCGUGCGAACGAGAUGUGGCCGUAUCAGCUCUUCUCUCACAACAGCUAUUUCGGAAACUUCGAACUGCAUGGUGGGGUGAAACAGUUCCGUCGCUGCAACGCGCGCUGCGAGUCGGAGAAGGGCCAGGCGCUGCGGCUGCCGCGCGAGCACUACAGCCGCCUGUGUGGGGAGUUCCCACAGUUUUGCGCAGCCUGGUAUUCAGAAUGCUUGCGGCGGGAAGCACUACGGUGCCGCUUGCUAGAGAUGCACACCAAGAUGCUGAAUUACCGUGUGUUGGCUGCGCGGCGGCUGCAGAGAUAUUUCAGAAGUGUGAAGGCUGACUGGGAUCGGCGCAAGAACCAGGAUGAUGACUCGACAGGGCUUCCCUCUGAGAUCAGACGGCAUUCGUGGCACUCUUCCUCCGGCGAGAUGAGUGCAUCAGUGGGCACACUAUCUGUGGAUUCGAUGCUUGAUCAGAGCCGUGGCCUUGAGUGGAAGUCGUCCGUCACACGCAGAGCUAGCUUCAAGCAAAAGUGCGAAGAGGACCCGCUGGCACGACAGCAGCAGCUUCUUGACCAUGUGUCAGCGCUUCAAGCCACUGCUGAAAAGCAGGGAGAAGCCAUAGAACGUUUGCGCUGGGAGAUGAGACAGGCUAUCGCAGGCGUGGCAGCUUUGGUCUCGGAAAAGCUGGGUGAUGGCAGUGACUUGGAUGUAAUGUGAAGGGUGGGAUGCCGGCCCAAAAACUGUAGACUGGGGGCCCCUCCAAGUUGGUCAAUGAGGAGAUCCAUUCGCAUAAGAAUUGGGAAUGCCGUGUAUUUCGUCCAUCUUGCCGAGUUGCCUCCGAUUAGCUCGCCGAGGUGUUUCUCCUGCAAGGCCCAAUUUGGUGCUGUGAGUUCGCGGAGUCUGCGGUAAAAGUGGCUGGAGGGUCCCACUUAGAUGAUGAACAGAGAGCAGCUAAGCAAAGCACUCAAAAGCACUUAAACCUUCAGCGCUUUCCGGUGCAUGGAAAACCAUCCCCAGAUCAAGGAGGGAUGUGGAGAAACUUCUAACUGCUUUUAUUGGAAACAAGUUGGCUGAAGAGCCUGUACCUUGGCUGCACGUUGCUUUCAUUUUGCUGCUGCCUGCCGCCAAGCGCCAGCAACAGCAUCAAUCCGAAUCUCUUUUUCUUCCCGACCGUUGGGUUGUGACGGUGGUCAAAUUUUCAGUUUUGAGGAUGUCCUGGUCAUGGACGAUGGAUGCCCAAGAUGCCAAGAUGCAGUCCAACACAAACAGUGAAACAAACUACAGUAUAUUUGCAUCAGGUGACACUUGGAAAAGUGAGACUGCAGAUGGCAGCCAUGUUGUUGCACCAGUCAAUGACAGUAAGCUGUAAGCUUGAAACCAGGACCACCUAGCCAGAGUGCAGAUCUUGAUCCUGGAGCGAAAGACUACACAGUGUAGCUUCAAAAUGAAGCAGCUGUAUUUUUCAUCUUUAGGGUAGAAGAGCGGCCUGCAGUCGUUGUAGGUCGUCUGAGCACCAGGGCGCUCACACCACGU